Molecule: messenger RNA, 1291 nt
Organism: Phascolarctos cinereus (koala)
Lineage: Eukaryota; Metazoa; Chordata; Mammalia; Diprotodontia; Phascolarctidae
Gene: PRSS42
Product: serine protease 42
Biological process (GO): proteolysis
Molecular function (GO): serine-type endopeptidase activity
Source: RefSeq, a predicted model, not a curated record
AUGGACAUUGGCAUAGGAAACUCCCAGAGAGGGAGUGUGCAGGAAGCUUCUGGGGUCCCCAGUGCUAAGAAGAGCCUUGGGAAAGGGACACUGGGGGCAGUCGAGCGAGUUAUGGUUACUGGGACUUCUGGGAGCCCUCCCCACCCUCCCUAUGGUCUCCCCUGUCCUAAGGGGGCAGGGCUAUCAAUGGGGCUGCUCAGGGUUGGGGGUCUGCAUCUUACAGCCCCCCUAGGGCUUCUGCUGUCCUUCUUGCUGCUGCUGCUGCUAUUCACGCCAUACAGUGAACCUGGUAUAUCUUGUGGCCAAUACCAUCCAUUUAGGAAAGUCAUUUGUGGACAUGCUGCCCCACCAGCAAGGUGGCCCUGGCAGAUGAGCCUGCAAGUUUAUCACAAGCAUAUGUGUGGAGGAUCCCUCAUUGAUACCGAAUGGGUGUUGACAGCUGCACACUGCGUCUUGUGGGAUUACAAUUACACUGUGAAGCUUGGAGAUACAUCCUAUUAUACUUCUGAGAACAGUACCGUCGCCACUGUCAAGGACAUCCUUAUCCAUCCCUCUUACUCAGAAUUCAUUUUCGUCAAGAAUGACCUUGCCCUUGUACACUUGGAAUCUCCUGUGACACUCACCCAGAAGAUUCAACCUAUCUGCCUACCUUCCAGCAAAUUCCACUUGAAGAACAGGACCCGCUGCUGGAUGGCAGGAUGGGGCCAGACUAAAGAGAAGAAGGAAGAUUCACAUCCUCUUGUGCUCCUGGAAAUUGAUCUAUACAUUAUUGAAAGAACGUACUGCAACAAAAUGUUGAGAAAGUCCUUGUUGAUCUCAGCAUUUGUAUCCAUUGUUGACAAAAAGAUGCUCUGUGCCUAUCAUCCAGAAGGAAAAGAUGCCUGUCAGGGGGAUUCCGGGGGACCCCUUGCCUGUGAAGUUGGACAGGACACCUAGGUGCAGGUGGGGAUAGUGAGCUGGGGAAUUGGCUGUGGAAAACCCGAUAUUCCUGGAAUUUAUACCAAAGUCAGUUCAUUCUCCACAUGGAUCGUCAGGACCAUAAACCAAGAAGGCUCUUUAUUUUUGGCCUCUUCCUGCCUCACAUUUGUCUCGAUGCUGCUCCCCUUGUGUGUCCUGAUAACCCCAUGACCCGGUUUCUUCAUGUCUCUGCUCAGCCCCCCUUCUAUUAUCUGCUUUCAGAAUUUCCUCAACUCUUACGGCUCCCUCCAAAGACUUCUCAUCCUUCCUUACAUUCAAAACCUCUGACCCGGCUGGGUUGCAAGAGGAUGAGCCAGUUACAGUAUGGAAAGCA